Molecule: messenger RNA, 612 nt
Organism: Quercus robur (English oak)
Lineage: Eukaryota; Viridiplantae; Streptophyta; Magnoliopsida; Fagales; Fagaceae
Exons: 1
Coding region: 1-612 (203 amino acids)
Source: RefSeq, a predicted model, not a curated record
AUGGCUAUUCACUCCAGGGAUGAUGCUUUGAUGUGCAAGAUUUUUCCAUCAAGUUUGGGUCUGACGGCGAUGAGGUGGUUCAAUGGCUUAAGGGCCAAUUCUGUUGGAUCUUUCAAAACACUGACUCGGGCUUUUGGUGCUCGUUUUAUUACAUGCAGCAGGACUCCUCGGCCUUUGGGAUCCUUGUUGACUUUGUCUAUGCGAGAGGGCGAAACUCUCAAGAGUUACUCGGAUAGGUACUGGGAAAUGUUUAACGAAAUAGAGGGAAAGAAUGAUCCCGUGGCUAUAACCACUUUCAAAGCUGGCCUCCUAGCUGAUCACGAUUUGAGGAAAUCCUUGACCGGUAAACCUGUCACUAGUGUGCGCCAGCUGAUGGACAUAAUAGAUAAGUACAGAAGGGUAGAGGAAGAUCAACUUCAGGGGAAAGGAAAGGCCAAGGUGAUCCCUCAGGAGAGGAGGGAUUUCAGGUCGGACCGUUAUAAUAACAGCCGACCAAGGCGGGACUUUGUUGGGCAGUCGGGCUCGGCGGACGCCCAGGUUGUUAAUGCAGUAUUUCGGGAGCCCGUUCAGCAGGUUUUGGAGAAGAUAAAGAACGAGCCAUUCUUCAAAUGA